AUGUCACGAAACAUGUGUUCCUUUGCCGCACCAAAUCCCUCAUUUAAUCAAAAAUCAACCAAAGAUCCAAAUUUCGAAACUUUUUAUUUUGCAUAUCGCAAUUUCCACAAAUUUUACUGCUUUCUUUCGUUGUUGUGUCUGAAUCUCCAAGAAGAAAGAGUUUUGUCUUAAAGAGGAUUCUGCUUUUACCCAAAUUGGGUGUUCUUUUUCGAAGUUUCUGCGAAUUAGGGUUUCCGCGAGGACUCUGUUCAAAUCGAGCUGUGUGGACUUGUUUGAGCUUGGUGAAUUCCACGGGUUUAUUUGGUCUAGAGGACGAGGAAUGUUUUAUUCGCAGUUUAUAUUAGCUAAGAAAGGGCCACUUGGGACAAUAUGGAUUGCUGCCCAUUUGGAGAGGAAGCUUCGAAAGAAUCAGGUCGCUGAUACUGAUAUUGGAGUCUCCGUUGAUUCUAUUCUCUUUCCGGAAGCUCCAAUUGCAUUGCGAUUGUCUAGUCAUCUUCUGCUCGGUGUUGUGCGUAUAUAUUCGAGAAAGGUGAAUUACCUCUUCGAUGAUUGCAGUGAGGCAUUGCUUAAGGUGAAGCAAGCUUUUCGCUCUGCUGCUGUUGACCUACCCCCUGAAGAAUCUACAGCGCCAUAUCACUCAAUUACGUUGCCUGAGACAUUUGAUCUUGAUGACUUUGAGCUUCCAGACAAUGAGAUCUUUCAGGGUAAUUACGUCGAUCAUCAUGUUAGUACAAGAGAGCAGAUCACCCUUCAGGAUACCAUGGAUGGUGUUGUAUACUCAACGUCACAAUUUGGAUUAGAUGAGCGAUUUGGUGAUGGUGACACUUCUCAAGCUGCUUUGGAUCUUGAUGAGGCAGUAUUCCAGGAUAAGGAUGUUAUUGGAUCCGACGAUGAGGGAGUUCCUGGUAAUGAUCACAAUGUGUAUCUGGAUGCGGCAACACCCGGGAUAAAGGAUUCGAUGGAAGGAGUCUCUGAAGCCAUGCCCAGGGAUUUUAAUGAAGAGCAGGUUGAAGAUCUUGCUAUGAAUAAUGAGUUCAUCGAAGAUGCUCAAGCUCCUCAGACUCCUGGAUUAGUUGAGGUGCCAAACUCGUCUAGUGUCAGAGAGCAGCUGGCAUGCGAUGAUCACAUGGAGGUAGAGGAUCUGAAUGCAGAAGAAGGUAAAAAGGCCUCUGGGGAGCUGGAUGCUAAUGAGAUGCAUAAACGUGGGGAAGACCUGUCUUCUGAAUAUAAUGCCCCAGAAUCAGCAGUUACUCCUGUGGAGGUAGAUAAGUCACAGAUAGAUGAAAAUGUCAACACACAAAAUGAGCCAGAGGAGGAGAGGGCAGAGCAUGUACAUGUUACAUCUCCAUGUUGUUCUCACAUCACCACCGAGAUGGAGGAUCCUGGUCAAGUAAUGACUGAGGCAGGAACUAAUGUUAAUAAUGGUGUAACUGAUAAGUCCGAUGCUGUUCCUCCACUUGAAUCUUCUGGAGAAGAGAACCGAGAUCAUUUUGCCAUUGCCACUGAGGUCAAUCAGGAAACAGAUUCUAGUUUACAAGGAAAUGAGCAAGCGUACAGUAGACCAGAUGGGCAGCUGAAUAAUGCACACGUAACUGAUGAACAGUUGGGAAAUUUGACUGGAUUUACUGAUUCUGAUUUGCCAGCACCUGAGAAGGUAUUAGUUGCACCUAACAGACAGGGGGAUGAAAAUGAUUUCAUGGUUGAAUCUACGCCAGAUAAAGAAGACCCUGGCACAUGUAAUGAUGAUGCGGGGAAUAAUAACAUUACUGGGAAAAAACGCACUUUUACUGAGAGCACACUAACUGCAGAAAGUUUGAACUCUGUGGAGUCAGUUGGACUGAUUCAGUCAAAGAGAACUGCAGAUUCUGUCCCUGAUGACGAUGAUUUGUUGUCUUCUAUCUUAGUUGGAAAGUCAUCCUUUCUGAAGAUGAGGCCUACGCCUGUGCUUGAACCAGCAUCUACAAAACGGUUACGAGCUGCUCCCCGCUCUACUGCUACAAAGAGGAAGGUUUUGAUGGAUGACCCUAUGGUCUUGCAUGGCGACAUUAUACGUCAACAACUGACAAACACUGAAGAUAUACGCCGGGUGCGAAAGAAGGCACCUUGCACCAUUCCUGAGAUCGUAAUGCUUCAAAGGCAGGCUUUGGAGGAUGGACUCUUAAAGGAGCCAAUAUUCACGGGUAUGUCAGUGGAAUUAGUAUCUCUGCACAAUGAGCCGUAUGAUCUAAGAGGAAUCAUGAUAAUUGAGAAUGAUGACCAUCAUGCUUCUGUUGGAGUGGUGGAAGAUAAUGAAUGUUCUGUUACAGCCGUGGAAGAAAACUCUGCUCCUCAACCUCACCCUAAUGAUUCCGAGGAGCAACCUGGUACAGCUCAUACUCACCCACAGGAGGAACAAAUCAUAAACCAACAGGAAGAGAUGAAAGAUGAUAAUGAGCUUGCUGAAAAAAUAUCUGACUUGGAAGUUUUGAAGGACGGCAAUGGAGCUGCUGAUGAAGUGAAUCUUGUAGUGAGUGACGAUGUCAGUCAAAUGCCGUCUGAGGAAAAACUUGACAGUGUAGAGGAUUUACAGGUGGAAGGAUCCUAUGAAAACCAUGACGGAGAAGGGGGUCAGGAUGUUUGUGGGGAUGUUAAUGAAAAAGGUCGCAGGGACGUUAUUGAAAUUGCUGAAGGCGAUAUAGAUAACAACCCCAUUUUCAAUGACUCGGACUUGAAAGUUGAAGAUGAACUUCCACAUGAAGAUAAGAAAACGGAUGCAUCAGCUGAAGUUAGCGAGAUUGGGAUAGACGAUCAGACUCCAUGCGAUAACACAGUUGGCUCCACUGAAACUGGAUGCGUAGAAGCUGGUGAUUUGAGUAACAUGGCUUUGGAAAAUUGCAAUGAACCUCUUGUGGAAGCGAAUAAUGAUGGGAUGAAUCCAGAGAUAGAGUCUUAUAACAAAUACGAACCGCAUAAUGAGAUGUCUAAUGAUGAGGCUUACAUGCAAAGUGCACUAGAUGGAGAACAUACUUCUCGUGAUGGUCUUAUGGGAGACAAUGAUGAAAUGGAUACCAUGGAAGUUGCACAUGACACAGAGUUUUUGAACGUGGAUGAUGAUGAAGUAGAUGAAGAUCAUGAGGACGAUGACAUACAAUAUGGUGACGAAACUCGUCUUCUAGAGAACAGUGGAUGGUCUUCUCGUACUAGGGCUGUGGCAAAGUAUCUCCAGACGUUAUUUGAUAAAGAAGCUGAGAAUGGGAAGAAUGUUCUUGUGGCAGACAAACUAUUAGCUGGGAAAACCCGUAAAGAAGCAUCGAGAAUGUUUUUCGAAACCCUGGUUCUUAAAACAAGAGAUUACAUCCAAGUUGAACAAGCGAAGCCCUAUGAAAGCAUCAUCAUAAAACCACGACCAAAACUCACCAAAUCCAUCUUCUAGAUGGAGAAGAUCAGUCUUAGAUAGGUAGUUUGGUGCAAUCCGAAAAUAUCAUCCGAAAUGAUUCUACUUCUCCAAAGUUAAUACACUUCCCUUUUUAAGGCAAUGUAGUAGUAAUAGUAUCAACGGUGUUGUAGACCAUCUAAGUAGCUGGAGAUUGGUGUUUGUCAUUAUUUUUACCUUUAUAUAUAUAUAUGAGUUGUUGUAUGUUUAUAUAUUGGUGUAACCAUGAGCACCAAGUUUAAAUUUGAGAGAUGCUAAUUUUAUUUUCUUUGGAUAA
This is a messenger RNA of Arabidopsis lyrata subsp. lyrata, 3689 nucleotides long. Its product is annotated as sister chromatid cohesion 1 protein 4. Lineage: Eukaryota; Viridiplantae; Streptophyta; Magnoliopsida; Brassicales; Brassicaceae. Gene Ontology annotation, biological process: mitotic sister chromatid cohesion; synaptonemal complex assembly; replication-born double-strand break repair via sister chromatid exchange. The coding region runs from base 320 to 3412 and encodes 1030 amino acids. Gene Ontology annotation, molecular function: chromatin binding; protein binding. Gene Ontology annotation, cellular component: cohesin complex; synaptonemal complex. The record is from RefSeq and is a predicted model, not a curated record. The transcript has 16 exons.